GAUGAACCAAAGAGGAAAGGUUUGUUCCAGGAGGGAAACUUUCCAGAGUAUUGCUAUCCAAUUGGUGAGGACUUAUUCGUUUUGGCCAGCACGUAUAACAAGAAAUCAGCCAUUCAUAUACGAAGGUUUAACAGAUAUGGAGACUCAUACUAUCCUUCAGGAUAUGGUAUAACUCUACAGCCUGAACAGUAUAAUACUUGCUUCUGUCAUGGUCCACCGACAUGUAUCUUCGGCAUUGCAGACAUCAACAUGGCUUUGGAAGAGAUCCCUCCAGCUAAUCCCCGUGAAAAAUUUUAUGUGCUGAUGAAUGACGAGGGAAAGUAUCUGCUAGUGGACGAAUAUACCUGCAGAAGUGGCCGCGUAUACAAGCACGAGACGGAAAUCAGUUUCAAACAGUGGAGAGAACUACAGAAGUGUCGAGAUAGUGUGACAUUCGGCUAUAUUAAUUUAAAAUACAGGUCCGUGGACUUUUUGAACAUUUUUCAAGAAUCCACCCAUCAACAGUGUCCAGUGGUGCCAAAGAAUUCAGACAUCAACGAAGCGGGUCCUGUUAUGAAAGAUUGCCUGAAAAUUGCGUUGUAUAAACAUAUUGGACUGAAGAAAGGUCUGAAGCCAGUAGACAGGUCUGCUGACUUUCUUGACCAGAAGUUGUGUGCAGUGUUCACGAUUUCAAUGAAUCUUACUUGGACUUAGAUGUGGAGAAUAUUGCUCUGGAUUUUAAUAAUGAACUAAGUGAACGAAGGUUGUUUAGACAACCCCUUAAAGACUUCUUUGUGUGAAGCUUUUUUAAAAGAAAUUAAAUUAGAUGCUUUGUUAACUGCUGCUAAAUAUGAUUUUUGCAAUUAAAAUAACUUAAGUUUUAAAA
Parasteatoda tepidariorum (common house spider) is the source of this 865-nucleotide messenger RNA. Lineage: Eukaryota; Metazoa; Arthropoda; Arachnida; Araneae; Theridiidae. The record is from RefSeq and is a predicted model, not a curated record.